CCACCACCGUUGCGAAAGUCCGUGAGCCGCCACCAGAUGGCGUUAUCCGUUUGGAGGACAUAAGCUGGACCAUUUCCCUUCUGUACACACGUAAUAGCGCCAUAUUCCUCGUCGAAAAGUGGAAAAGAUCCAAGCUCAUAAAACAGAUUCGUCGCCAUUUGAUAUAUUCUAUUUUCGAAAAUAUCCAACGAAUAACAGGAAACUGCAGAUUAGUUUUGGUGGAUAAGCUACAAAACAUAAGAUAUUUCUUAAUGAUGGAAUGAGAAAAUUUUAAAGGAGAGUGACAUCAUGAACUGCUAAAUGUAAGAGUGAUUCCUUCUGAUAAGGAGUCCAGAAUGAAAGUUAGUAAAUUAUCAACACAAGCAACAGAUUUAGAAAACAAUAUUUUUAAGCUCUCAAAGUGUAAUAAAUUAUCAAAAACAAAAUCUACAGAUAAAACUCGUAACAUAAAAAAGACAAAUAUAUUAAAAAGCUUAGAUUGUGUAAAAGCCAUUAAGAAAUCUAAAAAGGAAAAUAUCAAAUGUGUUGUGACAACAGGAAAGAAAAGAAAGUGUUCAGAAACAAAUGAACAUAAUUCUAAAUCUAAAGAGUGUAAGAGAUUUGCAAACAAUGUUAAUUAUUCAAUAAAGGAAAAUAUUAAAAAACAGUUUAAUGAUACAGACAAGUUAAAACUUCAUAACUAUUCAAAAUCUGCAAAAGAAUGCAAAUAUCAAGAAAAUUCAAAGAAAAAAGCAAAAUUAAAACAACAAAUUUUAAAUGUUAAAAACAGUAAAUUUAAAAAGCAACAUCAUUCUAAUGUUACUAAUGAGAAGAAACAAAAAUCUCAUUCAAAAGGUUUAAAAGAAAAGAAAGGAAAAUUAAGCAAGCACAAAGAUCAUAAUUUGAAAUUGAACAAAAAAUCAAAAAUGAAAAGAAAUCAUUUAAAGGAGUCUAAACAAAGUUGUUUGAAUAUUCAAAAUAAAAUUUCAAAUAAAUCACUUUAUGAACAAUUAAGUAAAAUGAAACUUUCAAGUGGCAGUUCCUCAGAUAAAGAUGUACCUAUUAAAAAGAAAAAAGAAGUUAUAUGUAAUGGAUCAUUAUAUAGUCCUGUUAAGAAAACUUAUAAAGAAAAACAACAAAAUUUUAUUCCAAACAAAAAAUUAAAGUGUAGAACUUUUGAAGAAAAUAUACCACCUCAAGAAAAUUUGUCUAGUGUUUCUUCAACCAAGACUACGCCAACUUCGACAUCUCGUUGUCACCGUGUGGCUAGUUUAAAUGCAAUAGCAAAAGUGCAUAUAUUAUUUGAGAAUGAAUUCAGAAACUCUAGUAACAAUGAAAAAAAGGAAGAUACAAAAAGAAAACUUUCUACCUCAUUUUUAAAACAUAAUGUUGCAGCACCUAAACAAGAAUUAGAUAAAAAAGCAGGAAAAGAAAUUAAAACAAAAGUACAUGGAAAGAAAAAUGCACAGCAAACCAAAAAUAUGAAUAUUGUUUCAACAGAUAAAGGAGAAGAAUUAAAUAAAGAAAAGUCAGAAGAAAAUGAUUUGAAUGGCACACGAAGGAGUAAAAGAAUGGCAAGUAUGAAUGCACAAGCAAUAUUAGCUGUUACAUGUUCUUUAAGACCAAGAAGAAAAAGUAAUAAAGUGGCUAUACCAGAACAUAUUUCCGUUUCAAGUACAGAAAGUGACAUGACUGAAAUACAAGUAAAAUGGUCAUCAGAAAAAGUACACCAAGAAGUGAAUAAUAAAUCAAAUUCUUCCACAUCAUAUCAUCAAAGUAAAGUAGUUAUUAUGGGUGUUAGAAGCACUAGAACACUCAAAGCAGAUCAAUUGAAUAACCAUUUAAAAGAUAUGAAAAAAAGCAAAUCUAAAUUAGGAAAGAAAAAGCCUGUCAGAAAAGAUGACGACAACUUAGUACAAAAUAACUUAUGUAGUUAUCAUGCAGUUGCAUCUAAUAACAACAUGGCAGUUAGCAGAUUGGGUCUUACCAAAUAUACAAAAGUUACUAAAGUGCACAUAAAUACUAAAGGAAUGGACUUGAAAUCUCCAGAAGAUUCAAACCUUCAUGAAAUAGAACAAGGAGAAAUGGCUGUUAUGAGCACUUAUCGUUAUCAGACAAAAGACAGUUGCUAUCACCACUGGCGAACCAUGUUUAGCAAACCAGUGCCUGGUCAGCUAUCUAACCAGACAGAUGCUGACUGUAGUGGAUGUUAUUUAACUAAUCCAACACAUACAUAUUCAUAUCCAGCAAAUUCUGGUUCAUUAUCCAUUCCAGGUGUUGGUGCAGAUGAAGCAAGAGAUUGUUGCAUAAAUGGUUGUGAUCCAACUUCUUCAGUGCCAUGUAAUGUGGAUAGAUGUAACUGUCAACAAAAUGAUCCCUAUUUCCAACGAAUAAUUGAUCCCUUCUGUAAUAAUAAAUCUGUUUAUCCUGCACAGCCAUCUUGUCUUACUCUUCAGCAACAGAACUCAAAUUUAACUUGUUGUUCAGGAGAACAAAGUGUACCACAGGAAACUCAUCAUGCUAGCACAUGUACGAGACAGGAAAGACUUUGUUCUGUAGACCAAUGUCAUCAACAAUUAUCUAAUUUUCAGACACAUUAUACAGAUGCAUCAAAUCCAAAUAAUCAGUCUUGCCAACAGACAUAUCCAAAUAGAUAUUCAUACAAUGUCCAUUGUCAUCGAGCCUGCCAACUGCAUAAAUUUUCAUUUCCGUGUCAUGGCUGUACAACCCCAAACCAUAUCCAUAGGUCUCAUUUACACUCCUGUUUGAAUUACCAAAAAGCACUUUCGUCUCAUAGCCAAGAUAUAUGUCCUCCUGCACCUCAUUCUCCUAAUCCACCACUUGCAGCUCCGACUUCAGAUUCGGCAGCUUCUCUAGCAGCAAAAGUACCAAGACCGGAAUUAUUAAUGCCACAGGAAGCAAACCUUCCAACCGAAGGAAAGCUUUCAAUCGAAGAUGGAAGUUAUAAAUAUUGUUUAGUUUGUGAAAAUGACAGAAAUAUAAAAUGUGUGCCUUCAAGUAGAUCAAGCCUUUUGAAUCAGGAUUCUCUAAAUAAUUCUGAAUCAUUAUACUUUAAUUCUACAACAGCAGAUAAACAACGAUUGAGAUCAAUAGUUGAAGAUAUUCAAUUAUCACAGAGUGGGAAAAUAAAUAAUUGUAAAUUUACAAAUGAAAAAGUAAAUAAGAAGCAUCAACUUGAAAAUAAACAUCCAUCCCGAAAAUCUUUCAAAUUUCUGAAAUUGAAUCAAAAAUGGAGGCGAUCCGAAAGCCCAGAAGAUGAUAUUCCAUUGUGCAAUUUGAACAAGCAGCAAGUGUCAACAGGCUUCUCGCAGUUGGAUAAUGGCACGGUUAAUGAAGAUUUACAAAAAUCUACAAAAAGGCAUAGAAAACAAACAUUAUCUAAAUUUUCAAAUCAUAAAAAGCUGUGCAACAAAGAUUCAGAUAGUACAUGUGUUAAAUUAAAGAAAUUAGAAGAAAUUAUACCAAAGUUAACAUUACACUCUUCCAUUCCUAGAAGAAUUGGAAAAACAAAAUAUUCAAAUGGAUGGUCGUGGGAAGGCGAACCUUUUGAAAAACUAGUCUUGUUAAAUAACGAUGAUAUACCCCGUCUCAGGAAAUGUUAUUCUGCAAUGCGUCAUGUAGAAGGUGAUGUUAUAAGAGUUCGGGAUUGUGUGUUACUAAAGUCUGGACCUCGCAAAGCUGAUCUGCCUUAUAUAUUUCUUAAUGAUGGAAUGAGAAAAUUUUAA
Molecule: messenger RNA, 3725 nt
Organism: Centruroides sculpturatus (bark scorpion)
Lineage: Eukaryota; Metazoa; Arthropoda; Arachnida; Scorpiones; Buthidae
Exons: 6
Coding region: 336-3725 (1129 amino acids)
Source: RefSeq, a predicted model, not a curated record